Messenger RNA from Cuscuta epithymum, 3909 nucleotides. Lineage: Eukaryota; Viridiplantae; Streptophyta; Magnoliopsida; Solanales; Convolvulaceae. The record is from the annotation of a GenBank genome assembly.
CACCAUUCUAUUCUUUCUCAACACAAAAGCACAGCCACUGGAAGAUUCAUUCCCUCUGUUCCUUUUCAAUUAGCUAUAGCAGCAAUUCAUUUUUUUUCCUCGUAGCAUACAAACGAGCAUGCCGCAGCAGUAGAGUUCAUAUCUGUUCUUUUCAUUUCUGAACAAAAGCAGCCGCAUGAGUUUUCUUUUUCCGUUGGAUGAACAUAGUGUUAGCAAGCAGCAGUUCUUCAUUCUUUUAUUUGGAAUCAACCACACUAGUAGGAUUUCUAAACUACACUCCUCCUUCAAUUUCUUCCAAGUUAAUUUAGAUUCCAAACAUUAAUUGUAAGUUCAGUAUACUUUACAUUACUUCUUUCAGUUUUAGAUUAAAUUUCGAAUUUGUUUUUCCCCAAACAAUUACUCUAGUUCAGUUUUUCUAGCCCUUAUCAUGUUUAUCAAUAUUAUUGUGAUGUUAGUUUUAAAUAUGAGUAGCUAAUUUCAUAUAGGGUUUGAAUUGGGGCUAGGGUUCAUGGGUUCUUGAGGGUGUGAAUUUAGUUCUUUAAAAUUCAAUUAAUUUUCUGGAAAAUUGUAUAAGAUUAAUCAUAAUUGUCUAUAUGAAUUUGAUCACCUCAUAUAUGAAUACUUGGAUUUAAUUCAAUUCUUGUCUAUGAGAAAUUGAGUUCAAUUAGCUCAGGUCUUAUACAAGCAAUCUGAUCUUAGAAAUAAGUUACGAUUGUCGAAAUAUGAUUUAAUUCUUGUCUAUGAGAAUUUAUUUCAUUUUCUGUCCAGGAAUAAUUGAAAAUUAAUUUACUUAAUUCUAAUCCGGAAAGAACACCCAGAACCCGAACCAUCCAAUUUGAACUCUGCUUUUAUAUCUAGAAUUAAUUUAAUUAUUUGUUUUCCUCUCUACUUAUUUUUGCACUCGCUAUUAGUCAGUUUAUUAGUCAGUUUUAUUUUCAAACCACUCAAAAAAUAUUUAUUCGGAAAGAUUACCAUGACUUGUGCUAGCCUGUGAUCACGGACUGUAUUUAAAACUUCCUUUUUGCCACUCCUUGAGAGACGAUACUCGUGGUCUGGUUAUUCUUCGGAUUAGCCAACUACGUUUUACUCACUAUAAAAUACACCGAUCAAAUGGCGCCGUUGCCGGGGAGUGGCACGGUUGUUUGUUAAGUACUUUUCUGUGGAAUAGGUAAAAGCAAGUCGGUGAGACUUUCUAUCUUUUUUCUGUUAUUUGUUUGUCUUUUUUUGGUGUUCUUUGCACGUGAACUAAGCUGCAGGAACAAGUGUAUGCGCACUCGCUCCUCGGGGGAACAAGAUUUAAUUGAAGGGUAUUCUAAUCCUGAACGCUUAUUCCGAGGAAGAGCUAAAAGGAGUUUACUAGAAGACUUGAAGAAAAUGGCUGAUCAGACAACUCUAGAGACGUUGACGCCUAAUUAUGUGGCGAGAAAUAGCAUUGGGGCACCCACAAAUAUACACUGGUCAUUGUGGAUGACUUCUCUCGGUACACAUGGACCAAAUUUCUGAGGACAAAGGAUGAAACAGCUGCAACCAUCAUAACCUUCAUCAGGACAAUCCAAAAUUUUCUACAAAAGAGUGUGGAGAUCAUCAGAACAGAUAAUGGUACCGAGUUCAAGAAUCAAUCUCUCGCUGAUUUCUAUGAAACUCAGGGUAUCACACAGCAAUUCUCUGCAGCAAAGACACCACAACAGAACGGGGUCGUUGAAAGAAAGAAUAGAACUCUUGUUGAAGCAGCACGCACCAUGCUCAUUCAGUCAAAGCUUCCCCAUUUCAUGUGGGCUGAAGCAAUCAACACGGCGUGUUUUACUCAGAACAGAACAUCAAUUCACAAGCGCUUCAACAAGACCCCAUAUGAAAUCCUCUUCAAAAGAACUCCUGACAUCUCAUUCUUCAGGGUGUUUGGCUGCAAGUGCUUUGUUCUAAAUGACAGAAAUGAAAGAAGCAAGAUGGAUCCGAAAGCUAUCGAAGGAGUUUUCAUUGGAUACUCCACGCAAUCCAAAGCAUAUCGGGUCUAUUUACGAGAACGCAGAACAGUCAUUGAGAGUGUCAAUGUUGCAUUCUAUGAAAUGGCUGACUUUGCUUCUGAACAUUUCUUGAUAGAAUCCACACUCUCUACUCAAAGGAAGCAACCUGAUGGAGCUGAAGCAACGAAGCAAACAACGGCUGACAGUGCAAUUCUUGAUUCUCUAUUUGAACAUUUCUAUGAGAAUGCACGCACUGCCAACCAACAAUUAUCAACAGAAGCUGCUCAAUCACCAUUCAUGCCUGAUCUCAGUGAAGAAGAAGCUGACUCACCUCAUACAUCAGAUCACGAAGAUACUGAGGAUCAUGGCACGACAGCAACACAAGCAACUUCACCAGCACAAGUUUCAGAAAUACCAGCUCAAACAGGUACAGCACCUGAAUCGACCCCUGCGCACUCCACUCCUCAACAAAUCACAUCUACUACUUUUGAGGACUCGGAUCACUCCAUCAUAACUCCAAUCCCUCUAACUCAUGAGCGGAAAUGGACGAAGGCACACCCUGCAGAACAAAUUAUUGGAGAUCCGAGUCGUGGAGUUUGCACAAGAACGGCUACAGCAAAUGAAUGUCUUUUCUCCUGCUUUAUCAGCCAAUCUGAGCCAACCAAAGUUUCUGAAGCACUAGCAGAUCCUGACUGGGUGAUUGCAAUGCAGGAGGAGAUCAAUCAGUUUGAAAGAUUAGAUGUAUGGACCCUGGUGUCGAGGCCCCCAAAGAAAACAAUAAUUGGCACUAAGUGGGUCUUCAAGAACAAGAAGGAUGAAGACGGUGUAAUUAUAAGGAACAAAGCCCGACUGGUUGCAAAAGGGUACAACCAACAAGAAGGAAUUGACUAUGAUGAAACCUUUGCACCAGUGGCCAGAAUUGAAGCAAUCAGGUUGUUCCUUGCUUAUGCUGAUUGACGUGCACUUUGUCGUGGUGUGCACUCAAAAUAAUAAUACAAUACAACACUUAUACGUAGUAUAGUGUAGUAAGGUUCGUAUCCACAGGGAAAGGAAUACUUCUCUCUUUAUAAACUAGUAACAAAGGGAGGGUUUAGGUUUGAGUGAUUUAAUUAAAAUUAAACACGAAGAUGAACGAGUUAUGUGAUUUAAUUAAUGAGAAGAAUACCUGGCUUUGCUUUUAUCCACUUAAUGAAAUGUUCGUCGAUCCCGGUUAUAUUUUUAACUAUCUUCCUCUCGAAUACUCAAUCGAGGAGUAUAUCCAAUUCAUCGAGGGUAGUUAUCAAUAACGAGAAGCGUUCAUUAACAAAACUUACUAUCGAGUCAAUAUAGAACAAGCGCCAUAUAUUAUCUUGAUAGUAGCAAUAAACUUAAGAUGAAAACGAUUGAGAUUGAUAACCUCAACACAAGCGGUUUAUUGGUUUAAUCAAUAUAAUUAAUUCCCCUUAGAUUAUUAACCAUGAGAAGCAUGCAUUAGCAAUCCAAGUUUACUACCAUUGAAAGAACCGAAUUAAUAACAAGCGUAUUAACCGAUUGAUUCUAGUAAUAAUUAAUAUAUAGAACAAGACUAGUUGAUACUUUAAGUAAUGCUCAAUAUAUUAAUAUGGGAUAUGAAUAGGAAGUAAUUAAUAUUCAAGGAAGGAGAUUAAAGAAAAUAACUCACAACUUACAAAUCAUUAAGCUUCAAAGUAGCAAAACCAAGAUGAAAGAGUUUAGCUCCUCAUUUGGAGACUAAACAUGAUGAAAAAUAUAAAGAAAGAACUUGUCUAACCUGAGCUAAGAAGUAUAUGUGAAUUGGUCAUUUAUUGUGGAGGAAAUGUGGUGUAUUUAUAGGCUUUUUAGGCCUGCAGGGUCGUGUACCCGAUCGGGUUUUCAGCUCAACCGAUCGGGUAAGGGUUAUUUCCUCGAAACUGAAAAUCUGGGGUCAUACCCGAUCGGGUAUGUCGGCCAC